GUACUCACUCGUGAUUCGGUCACAGUGGCUGUGGAUGCUGUGGUCUAUUACCGAAUAUACAAUCCCGUGGUGUCCAUAACAAAUGUGGAAGAUGCGGAUCGGUCCACACGGCUCUUGGCUGCGACCACAUUGCGCAAUGUGCUCGGGACGAAAAAUUUGUCAGAGAUUCUGUCGGAAAGAGAUACAAUCUCUAGCAUGAUGCAAGUGAGUGGGCGGCAAUAG
Molecule: messenger RNA, 222 nt
Organism: Echinostoma caproni
Lineage: Eukaryota; Metazoa; Platyhelminthes; Trematoda; Plagiorchiida; Echinostomatidae
Source: the annotation of a GenBank genome assembly